This is a messenger RNA of Toxotes jaculatrix (banded archerfish), 2892 nucleotides long. RefSeq names its product frizzled class receptor 3a (gene fzd3a). Gene Ontology annotation, cellular component: plasma membrane. The record is from RefSeq and is a predicted model, not a curated record. Bases 1 to 2079 code for a protein of 692 amino acids. The transcript has 8 exons. Gene Ontology annotation, molecular function: Wnt-protein binding; Wnt receptor activity. Lineage: Eukaryota; Metazoa; Chordata; Actinopteri; Toxotidae. Gene Ontology annotation, biological process: canonical Wnt signaling pathway; non-canonical Wnt signaling pathway.
AUGGAUCUCCUGUGGGUGCUGUCGGUGUCCAUGCUGACGGUGUGCGUUGCCAUCCCCAUGGAUGCCGUGGCGGGGAGCCACAGUCUGUUCACCUGUGAGCCCAUCACCCUGCGCAUGUGUCAGGGGCUGCCCUACAACUCCACCUUCAUGCCCAACAUACUGAACCAUUACGACCAGCAAACUGCCGCUCUCGCCAUGGAGCCCUUCCAUCCCAUGGUGAACCUGCAGUGCUCCUCAGAGCUCAGGAUGUUCCUUUGUGCGCUCUAUGCUCCGGUGUGUACAGAGUACGGGCGGAUGACUCUGCCCUGCCGCCGCCUCUGUCUGCAGGCCAAGAGCGACUGCUACAAACUAAUGGACAUGUUUGGUGUCAGCUGGCCGGAGGAGAUGGACUGCAACAGGUUCCCAGACUGUGAUGAGCCUUACCCCCGUCCUGUAGACCUCCUGUCCAGCUCAGACACAACCGAAUCCCCCAUCGCCGUCCAGAGGGAUUACGGCUUCUGGUGUCCACGCGAGCUCAAGAUUGACCCUGAACUCGGCUACUCUUUCAUGGGGGUUCGGGACUGCUCACCCCCCUGUCCCAACAUGUACUUCACACGGGAGGAGCUGACGUUCGCCCGCUACUUCAUCGGAGUGGUGUCCAUCGUCUGCCUGUCUGCCACUCUUUUCACCUUCCUGACUUUUCUCAUCGACGUGUCGCGAUUCCGCUACCCAGAGCGUCCGAUUAUUUUUUAUGCCGUGUGCUACAUGAUGGUGUCCCUGGUGUUCUUCCUGGGGUUUCUGUUGGAGGACAAAGUUUCCUGUAAUGCAGCGAUUCCUGGGAGGUUUAGGGCUUCGACGGUGACUCAAGGCUCCCAUAACAAGGCCUGCACUCUUCUCUUUAUGGUGCUAUAUUUCUUCACCAUGGCCGGAAGUGUCUGGUGGGUCAUUCUGACCAUCACCUGGUUCCUGGCUGCUGUUCCCAAGUGGGGCAGUGAGGCUAUAGAGAAGAAGGCUCUCCUCUUCCAUGCCUGUGCUUGGGGCGUCCCUGGUGUCCUCACCGUCACUCUGCUCGCCAUGAACAAGAUUGAGGGGGACAGUGUCAGUGGUGUUUGUUUUGUGGGACUCUACAACUUGACGGCACUGCGCUGGUUCCUACUGGUCCCACUGGGACUGGACGUGGUGGUUGGCGUGGCGUUGCUUCUGGCGGGCAUAGCAGCACUAAACCGAGUCCGCAUGGAGAUCCCGUUGGAGAAGGAGAACCAGGAGAAACUGGUCAAGUUCAUGAUUCGUAUCGGUGUGUUCUCCGUGCUCUACCUGGUCCCUUUGCUGACCGUUCUGGCUUGCUACCUUUAUGAGAACAGCUACAGGACUGUCUGGGAGACGACCUGGGUGCAGGAGAGGUGUAGAGACUACCACAUCCCCUGCCCCUACCAGGUGGAAAGCACCAGUCGUCCUGACCUGGCUUUGUUCCUCAUCAAGUACCUGAUGAUGCUGAUCAUAGGGAUCCCCUCUGUGUUCUGGGUGGGCAGUAAGAAGACCUGCUUCGAGUGGGCCAGCUUCUUCCACGGCAAGAGACGCAAAGACGGGAUGGUCAACGAGAGCCGAGAGGUGCUCCAGGAGCCGGACUUCGCCCAGCUGCUGCUCAGGGACCCCAACACGCCCAUCGUGAGGAAGUCACGGGGCACGUCCACCCAGGGCACCUCCACCCACGCCUCCUCUACCCACCUGGCCAUGCUGGAUGAACCGCCCAGUGCCAGUACCAGCCGGGCUGGCUCAGUUCGCAGCGCACGCUCCAAGAUGAGCAGCUACCACGGCAGCCUGCACCGCUCCAGAGAUGGCAGAUAUACGGCCUCCAGCUUCCGAGCCGCUGAUGACCGACUGCCCUACGGCAGCAUGCCUCGCCUCAACGACCAAACACAGUCCAGGCACUGCAGCACCAACCGCCUGGACAGCCUGUCACGGCACGGCUCCACCCAGCGACUGGAGAGCCAAUCGCGGCACAGCAGCAUCCGGGACCUGAGCAGUGCCACCCAAGCUGUUCUCGGCGUCCCUGGAAACGGGAUUCACAGAGUCCUGGAGGAGGACGGAGCUACAGCCUGAACAUUAAUCCCCCUUCUCCUGGACACUGGUGAAGAAGAUGUGACUGAAAGGUCGAAGUAAAAGUAGAAAAGAUGAAGAAUGUGUGAGGACGCAGAGCAGCAGCCGCUGUGACGUCCACGCCUGUUGAAUUUGGGAGCUCCGAGCUGCAGCAGGACCAUGGUGCUUCAGUUUACAGUUGAAGUGAGACGGACGAGGGGACUGAGCGUGGACUGAUGCCUUAAAAUGUUCUCUCUGCUUUACCUGACCCAGCAGCUGAUCCCAAAAACUGAAAUCCACCAUGAUCUUCUGUCCAGUUUACCAACAAAAUUUGUGGUGCUGAUGUUUUUGAUGUCUGGAUGGUCCAAACUGGAAAAUGACAACAAAGCUUCACUGGACCAACUCUACUGAACCAGUAAAGAACAACAUGUGGUCGACACUAACGGACUAAACUGGACUGGUUUUUACUUGUCCUGUAGUUGUUUGUAUAAAAGACUCUUAACAAGACCUGAACACUGAGACUUUACAAGCCUUCUCCUCUAGUCUGUGCUGUUGAGCACUGAGGAAGGUGGAAGCAGGGUAUUUUUUUUUUUUUUUUAGAUUUUACUUUUUACCUAUUUUGCACCUCUUCAGUUUCUGACAUCAGAAUUAUUUUUCAGUUUCAUAUUUCUAAAAUUCUGGUAACUUAACCUGCUAAAACCUCUAUUUAUAAAGGCAAAUUGUUUUCACACCUGAUUAGAAACUCCACAUGAAGAGGAACAACGUUAGCUGGAAGUUUAGGGAACCAACAUCUGAGUGUGGAUCUUUGCCUUAAAUUUUCCUCUCAGCUUUACCUGA